AUGACGCAAAAUCCCGGGCGCGCCGUCGCCACCCUGUUGCUGCCCGGUCUGACGGGCUUUUUCAGCCUCUACCCAACUAGCACCGCGUCCGCGUGUACCCCCUCUCUCCUCCGACUCCGCCACACACCCUGUCGCUCUUCUCCCGUCCUCCCCCCCCCCACCAGUCCCAACACGCCCGUUGCUCCUGGUAUCAUCAUGGCCGAAUUCGUCAACCCCAAGAUCGAGAACAACGCCUCCGGCUGGGGCCCCUCCGUCGUUACUGAUGACCAGAUCGACGUGCCCUUCGUCUCCUUCACCAAGUCGCACCGCGUCUUCCGCGCCUCCGACUGGAUCACCGGCUCCCGCCCCCGCUUCGAGCCCAACCAGCGCAUGACCAACGCCACUGUUGUCAACAGCGCCUUCUUCUUCGCGCCCCAGGAGGACGAGUCCACCUUCAACGUCGUCCCCUCCAGCCGUCCUCAGCCCAACACCCGCCCGUCCAACCGUGGCGGUCGCAACAACCUCCAGCGCGGGAACAACCAGAGCCGUGGCAACCGUCCCACCGGCGGCCGCGGUGGUCGCUCUGGCCGCGGUCGCGGCGGCCGUCUCGGCUCCUUCGGCGACCGUUCUCACCGCACUCGUGAGCCUGCCAUCCCCGUCGACGACAGCUUCCGCCCGGUCACGACCUUCGAGUUCUCUCAGCUCGCUGGUCUCGAGAUGGAGAUCCCCGAGGUUACCGAGAUCACCUCUGCUGGUACCAUCAAGCAGUACGUCAGCGCCCAGGAUGGUGUUACCACCAAGAAGGCCAAGGCCCUGCGCAAUGUCGACGUCGACAUCCCCAAUGUCAUGGCCAGCUCCGAUGCCAUCAUCAAGGAGCUCGCCGCCUCCACCAAGCACAAGGUCUUCACCACCUCCUCGGUCCUGGCUCUGCUCAUGUCCACCCCCCGCUCGGUUUACUCUUGGGACCUGGUUAUCCGCCGUCAGGGUGGCAAGAUCUUCAUCGACAAGCGCGAUGGUUCCGCUGCCGACUUCUACACCGUUUGCGAGAGCGCCGACAUGAGCCUCGAGGACCGCGAGGGCGUCAACUCGCCCGCCAGCCUGUCGAUGGAGGCCACCCGCCUGAACGCCAGCUUCCCCCAGCUGUCGGUUACCGACAAGGCCGUCGAGACCUUCGACCGCCCGUACCCCUUCCAUCUGGAUGACCCCACCACCUCGGCCGGUCUCCUGUACCGCUCCGUCCCUCUGGGCAACUACUCGAUGGUCGUGCGCUCGGACGUCGAUGCCUUCGUGCCCACUUCCUCCGGCAAGUCCCUGAUCAACAUCCGUGCUCUCAAUGAGACCGAGGGCCGUGGCUCCAUCAACUGGCGCAGCCGUCUGGACGCCCAGCGCGGUGCGGUCAUGGCUGUGGAGCUGAAGUUCAACGCGCACAAGCUCGCUCGCUGGGCUUCCGAGGCGCACCUGGCCGGCUCGGACCUGCUGAAGAUCGGUUUCGUUUCUCGCACGGCCCCUCGUGACCCCUCGCGCCACACCCUGCUCGGCACCCUUUCUAUCAGCCCCGAGAGCCUGGCUUCUCAGGUGAACCUGAAGCUGGAGAACUCCUGGGCCAUUGUCAAGGCUGUCUGCGAUGCGGUCAUGGCCCAGCCCGAUGGCGAGUACCUGCUCAUGCGCGAGCCCAACAAGCCCGCCCUCGGCCUGUACACCUUCCCGGAGGACUACUUCGUGGCCGACGAGGAGUCUGAUGAGGAGUUCUAAGUACAUGCGCGUUUUUUCGCCCCCCCCCCCCCUCCCCCCC
Molecule: messenger RNA, 1771 nt
Organism: Fonticula alba
Lineage: Eukaryota; Rotosphaerida; Fonticulaceae
Exons: 8
Coding region: 1-1731 (576 amino acids)
Biological process (GO): translational initiation
Cellular component (GO): cytoplasm; eukaryotic translation initiation factor 3 complex
Molecular function (GO): translation initiation factor activity
Source: RefSeq, a predicted model, not a curated record